AUGGAAUACAUCAACAGCUUGAGAAGCCUCCUCGGCUGGCGCAACGUGGCUGGGGCGGCCAUCACCUACUACGCAACCCUCGCCUUCUAUCGCCUGUUCCUGCACCCUCUCGCUCGAUUUCCCGGGCCGAAACUGGCUGCCGUCUCGCGGUGGUACGAAGCUUACUACGAUGUGAUUCAGAACGGACAGUAUACCAAGAAAAUUGCGGAAUUGCACCAGCAAUACGGCCCCAUUAUUCGCAUUAGUCCCUUCGAACUGCAUGUGAUCGACCCAGCGUUCUAUGACAAGAUUUACCGCAACGAUGGUCGCUGGGACAAGUACCGCUUCAUGUACGAUGCUUUUGGGGCGAAGAGCUCCACUGUCUUCGGCGCAGACCACGAUGCCCACAAAGCCCACCGCGCCGCGAUAGCCCCCCUAUUCUCCAAAGCCAAGGUUGUCUCUCGGCAAGAUCUCAUCCGCAAAAAUGUGGACAAGCUCACCAACCGGAUCGAGACUCUCGCCGACAGCGGAACCACGUUCAACCUCGGCGCAGCGGCCAGUGCCUUCACCAGAGAUAUCGCAAACGAGUACAUUACGGGCAAGGAAUACAAGGAGCUGGACCUGGAAGACUGGGGCAUUGGUCUGUCCAUUUCGUCCCAGGGAGCAGGCGUGUUCUGGCGUACAACGAAACACGUCCGCUGGUUCGGACCGACUCUGAGGUCCAUCCCGAUCGACUGGGUCAUGAAGACAGCCGACGAAGGUACCCAGCAGUUCCUUCGGUACCUCCAGCAAUCCGAAGCAGACACCAAAGAAACCCUAGCUGCGGCCAAUUCUUCCGAUCCCAAGGACAACUCCCAAAACACCGUAAUCCACGAGAUUGUGCGCUCCAAGCUCCCGCCUUCCGAUAAGACGUUUGAGCGCAUCUUUGAAGAAAUCGCCACCCUAACAGGCGCGGCCUUCGAAACGACCGCCAACGCUUUGCGCCUUAUCCUCUUCAACGUCUACAGCAACCCCGACAUCCUCCGACGCGUCCGGGCCGAGAUCGUGACGGCCGCAGCUACCUCGCCCGACCCGAUCCCGCUGACGACGCUCGAGAAGCUGCCGUACCUCACCGCGGUCCUCAUGGAGGGCAUGCGCCUGAGCCCGGCCAUCGGCACGCGGUCGCCGCGCCAGACCGACAAGGACCUGGUUUAUGGGGACUGGCGUAUUCCUGCUGGCACACCGGUUGGCAUGACUACGCUGCUGAUGCAUACCGAUGAGAAGUUCUAUCCUGACCCGCUGCGCUUUAACCCUGACCGAUGGGUGGACCCUGCGGACCGGAAGGCACUCGAGAAGGUGUAUGCGCCGUUUUCCAAGGGGACGAGGAUUUGCGUUGGGAUGCAUAAACUCGAAGCCAGGUAA
Molecule: messenger RNA, 1380 nt
Organism: Chaetomium globosum CBS 148.51
Lineage: Eukaryota; Fungi; Ascomycota; Sordariomycetes; Sordariales; Chaetomiaceae
Exons: 5
Coding region: 1-1380 (459 amino acids)
Molecular function (GO): heme binding; oxidoreductase activity, acting on paired donors, with incorporation or reduction of molecular oxygen; iron ion binding
Source: RefSeq, a predicted model, not a curated record